Messenger RNA from Pestalotiopsis fici W106-1, 2046 nucleotides. RefSeq lists its product as uncharacterized. NCBI's taxonomy places the organism in Eukaryota, Fungi, Ascomycota, Sordariomycetes, Amphisphaeriales, Sporocadaceae. Bases 1 to 2046 code for a protein of 681 amino acids. Gene Ontology annotation, molecular function: sulfate transmembrane transporter activity. The transcript is spliced from 3 exons. Gene Ontology annotation, cellular component: membrane. Gene Ontology annotation, biological process: transmembrane transport. The record is from RefSeq and is a predicted model, not a curated record.
AUGGCGAUCAUCUCCGCCAGCGAGAAGGUUGAUGCCUUCAGAAACGUUGUCAGAACAGAUACGACUACAAAUAGGGUGAAGAGCUUUGUUGUUCAAGGCAGCCCAAAGUUUCCGGGAGCCGCCCAGCAGUAUCUUCUCGACAAACUGCCCAUUGUUCAAUGGCUGCCGCGCUACCACCCAUCAUGGCUCAUUCAAGACUUUAUUGCUGGCCUCACCAUUGGCGUGAUGCUGAUCCCGCAAGGACUAGCAUAUGCCAAGAUUGCAACGAUUCCCAUUGAGAAUGGAUUAUACAGUGCCUGGUGGCCAGCUGCGAUCCAGGUUUUCAUGGGAACAUCCAAGGAUAUUUCCGUCGGACCAACUUCAAUCUUGGGUCUGCUAACCGCCGAGAUCGUGGCAAGCUAUUCCGACGAGUACAGCCCAGCUGCCAUUGCCAGUGCCGUUGCUUUCAUGGUCGGAAUCUACUGCCUGAUUCUCGGACUCCUUGGUCUCGGUUUCCUCCUCGACUAUGUGUCGGUUCCCGUCCUUACUGGUUUCAUCUCUGCCACCGCCCUGACCAUUGGUUUUGGCCAACUGGGCAGUCUGAUCGGACUCAGCAACACACCAUCCAUGGUCUUUGACAUUAUCGGCGACGCUCUCAAGAGACUCCCGCACUGGGACGGACCGACCUGCGGAGUUGGCAUUGGAUCAAUCAUUCUGCUCAUUGCCAUUGAAAAGAUUGGCAAGAAACUGGGCGAAAGGCACUUUGUCUUCAAAUAUGUAGCCAGCAGCCGAGCCAUUAUCGUCCUCUUCAUCUUCACGCUCAUCAGCUACCUCGUCAACAAGGACCGCGGCGACGAUCUGGUCUGGGGUAUCAGCAAGGUCAGCACCCACGGCAUCGCAACCCCCAAGUCCCACGACGCCGGCCUCAUUGGCAAGGCGGCAGCCCGCUCGUUUGCGCCCUUGGUCGCCUGCGCUUUGGAGCACCUUGCCGUCGCCAAGGCCUUUGGACGCAGGAACGGCUAUGCCAUUGACCAGACCCAGGAGCUCAACUACUUGGGCGUCACGAACCUCGUCAACAGCUUCUUUGGUGCUAUGCCCUGCGGAGGCGCCAUGUCCCGUACCGCCGUCAACUCUGAGUGUCGUGUCAGGAGCCCUCUGAGCGGACUGGUCACCGCGGCUUGGAUCAUCUUGACGAUUUAUGUCUUCUCUCCGGCGCUAUACUGGAUUCCCAAGGCCACUCUCGCCGCCAUCAUUAUCAUGGCCGUUAUCAACUUGUUUGGUCCCGUCUCGCUGUUUUACAAGUAUUGGAGAAUGUCUCUGGCAGACUUUAUCGCAUCUCAACUUGCCUUCUGGCUGACAAUCUUCCAGUCGGCAGAGAUUGGCAUCGGAGCCGGCGUGGCCUGGAGCCUGGUCUGGUCACUGCUUCGCUCCGCCUUUGUCAAGGCCGACGUCAACAUGAGCACCAACGAUAGCACGUCUACAGAAUCAUCACAAGGACUGGACCGUUUCAACACCACGUCGGGCGACCUCUCUACCGUCUCGGUCCCCAGCGACACUGUUGUGGUACAUUUCAACGACUCCAUCUUCUUCCCCAACGCGGCGCGCAACAAGCGCGUCACCGUCGAAGCCAUCCAGCUCGUCUACGACAAGCUGCCCGAGGCGACCGUGUUUCGGUCGCGCGAGCGCAGCUGGAGCGUGGCGGCCGAGCGCCGCGUGGAGCGGGUGCGCCGGGAGCGCCACAUUUCCCUGCGCGACGUGCCCCUGGCCGUUGUCGUCUUUGACUUUACCAUGACCUCGUGGAUCGACACGACGGGCGUGCUGGCGCUGGGCGAGCUCAGGGCCGACAUUCGUCUGCACUGCGGCAAGGAGGUGCAGUUCCGCAUGGUGGGCAUGAACCGAGGGGUGCGCAGCCGCUUUGCCCGCGCAAAGUGGCCCCUGUCCGACUUUGACGACGAGCACUACCUCGACGUUGAUGUCGUGUAUCCUACCCUGGAGAGGGCCAUUGUCGAUCGCGAGAGGUUGGGUAGCGUUUUGGAGGCGGUAGUGUCAGAAAAGGUUAUGGACUAA